Molecule: messenger RNA, 630 nt
Organism: Myotis lucifugus (little brown bat)
Lineage: Eukaryota; Metazoa; Chordata; Mammalia; Chiroptera; Vespertilionidae
Product: presequence protease, mitochondrial-like
Exons: 5
Biological process (GO): protein processing
Cellular component (GO): mitochondrial matrix
Molecular function (GO): metal ion binding
Source: RefSeq, a predicted model, not a curated record
ACAGAUAACGAGAGGAUAUUCUCACAGCACCUUCUGAACCGCCUCCUUCCUGACCACACGUAUGCGGUGAUCUCUGGCGGUGACCCAUUGUGCAUCCCAGACCUCACGUGGGAGCAGCUUAAACAGUUCCAUGCUACGCAUUAUCACCCCAGUAAUGCCAGGUUCUUUACUUACGGUAAUUUUCCGCUAGAACAGCAUCUGGAACAAAUUCAUGAAGAGGCUCUGAGUAAAUUUCAGAAAAUUGAGCCACGCACCAGCGUGCCGCCUCAGAAGCCUUGGGAUAAGCCGAGGGAAUUUCAGAUCACCUGUGCUCCGGACUCAAUGGCCGCAAGUUCCUCUAAACAAACAACCGUCAGUGUCAGCUUCCUCUUACCAGAGAUCACUGACACAUUUGAAGCCUUCACAUUAAACCUUCUGUCUUCACUCUUGAUCGGCGGGCCCAACUCCCCCUUCUACAAAGCCUUAAUUGAAUCUGGACUCGGCACAGACUUUUCUCCUGAUGUUGGAUACAAUGGCUACACACGGGAGGCCUACUUCAGUGUGGGCCUGCAGGGGAUCGCCGAGAAGGACGUUCAGACGGUCCGAGACAUAAUCGACAGGACCAUUGACGAUGUCAUCAUGUACGUAUGA